This is a messenger RNA of Babesia microti strain RI, 1203 nucleotides long. RefSeq lists its product as hypothetical. The transcript has a single exon. Gene Ontology annotation, biological process: regulation of DNA-templated transcription. The record is from RefSeq and is a predicted model, not a curated record. Bases 1 to 1203 code for a protein of 400 amino acids. Gene Ontology annotation, molecular function: DNA-binding transcription factor activity. Lineage: Eukaryota; Apicomplexa; Aconoidasida; Piroplasmida; Babesiidae.
AUGGAUGAAUUUCAAAUACCCCAACUGCAUUUAGACAAAUCUCACUCAGACACAACCAAGGGUUGCGGUUAUUUGACUUGGACCAAUUGGCUAGAGACGCUAUUCACAUUGUGCGAUAAUUUGGACCGAUUGUGCCACGCGAUUGAUCCUCAAUUCCCAACAUACACUCACGACAUAGAUAAUUUAGAUUGUUCAAAUAUCGAAGACAACAGCACUGCAAGAAUGAAUGCAAAUGCUUUAAAACACAGAACCCAGCAGACACUUGAAAGGGACGCAAAUAUCACAGCCACUAGUUCAGUCACUGGCUGUGUUGAUUCUGAUGGACAGCGGGCCGAAACAGAUCCAAAUGAAGUAAAUAGAUAUAUCAGAAGCGCCAAUUUGGCCCAUGCGCCAUCUAUUACCCAGACACAUAAAUCAAAUUACCCCUGCAAUCUCCAUUACAAUAAUGUGAUCCCUCAACACACAAUUCAGAUUACUGCAGAUUUGCCUCCGCGAAGCAAUAUUUCCAACUCUUACACCGGCGGGUACUCUUAUUCUCCAAUUUCCAACAAUACAAACGGCUCAAACACUGACCAGUAUUGCUACACCAACGAUGCCUACAACCUUGACUACCAAUACCAACUCUACUUAGACGCAUGGGCACAAUCUGUUCAACCAUCACAACACCUCCAAUCUAUCAAUCAGCAGACGAUAGGUCAACAACAGAAUCCCCGGCAAUUCGAUUGCAAAGAUAUGGUUUAUACCAACUACCAAUACACUGGUGUCAAUGGGGCUGACAGGUACAACAGUCAAUCUCCCUCAUUGAUUAAUAAAGUGAACCAGAUUAACUAUGAUGGAUCUACUACUCCCACCACUAGCACUCCGAAUUAUUCACCAACCUACAACACUAGGAGGAGGAAGGAUGAUUUGAGUGUCCCAAAAGCUACAAAUGAAUUUGACUACCUACUUUCAAUGCCAUCACAGCGUAUUCCAGUAAAUUCUAAGGAUGAUAUGAAGUGUGAGAUAGCAGGUGUUUACUGGGAUAAGCGUUCAUGGAUUGCUUCAUGGUAUGAAGAUGGAAAGAGGUACUAUAAGAGCUUUUCUGCCAGGACACAUGGGUUCUAUAGAAGCAAAUACUUUGCCAUUCAAAUUAGAUUGGGGAAAGUUAGACAGAACAUUAUUAAACAACAGAGGCCAAGGCCUAGGAGGAUUAAUCACACCUAA